Saccharomyces eubayanus is the source of this 1032-nucleotide messenger RNA. It is a transcript of the gene SFG1, whose product is annotated as Sfg1p. The transcript has a single exon. The record is from RefSeq and is a predicted model, not a curated record. Lineage: Eukaryota; Fungi; Ascomycota; Saccharomycetes; Saccharomycetales; Saccharomycetaceae. The coding region runs from base 1 to 1032 and encodes 343 amino acids.
AUGAAUAGCAUACAACCUAGUGAGCAAGUUUUAUUGUCAACGCCGAGGUCAAAGCUGCACAUUGACUUAAAGAUACCCAAUACACCAAGUAAAAAAUGUAAGUACUCACCCGGUUUCUUAGUAGAAGACAUCACACCUUCCAAACGUUUUCGGAUAUACCAAGCUCGAUUUAAGACAAGUUCAAAAAAUAUCAAAGCUCAAACUCUCAGCGUAUCGACGAAAAAGAGCCAAGAUGAAAUCACUAAUCCUUUUAUGACUGAAGGAUAUAACGACUACCACAAUAUUGUAAGCCCCGGCUUAAGCUUCGAUAAUGACUGCUUUUCGGAACAUGAAUCGGUUAGUCCAUUAAGUGACAUAUCUUCAAUAAUCUCCACAUCUCCUGAUGUUGAAAAGCUCGAUUCUAUAGAUCCUUUCGGCGUUGACCCUUUUGUCUGGAAUUGCAAACCUCUUGUCAAUAAGGAAGCAUUGGAGUUACAUAGGAUGAUUCAUUCUUCAUUUCCUAUGAACCCCCCAAAAUCAAAUAAUGACACCCCAUUACUAUUACCAAAACAAAAAGACAGACAGUCUCCAAUUGGCAGUCCUACUUUUAAACCAACCAAAUAUGAGCCUUCUCACCGGUUGCUGAAGCCCAAAAAAUCAAUUCUAACGAUACCCACCAAAUCUCUCAACCUCAUAGUGAGUUCAUCACGAGGCUCAUUAAACGAUGCCACUAUUUUUGCUACCGAGAUAAAUUCAUCCAUGAGUAAUGAAGAAAAUAAAUUACCAACAAUUUCUACUACCUGGGAAAAGCUUACAAUUCCAGUAAAUUCUUCAAUCAAGGAAAAAUACAAGAAGCUCAAGGACCAACUUUAUGGGCAUAACAGUAAUUUUGGUGAAGAUGAAGAAAACGAAGAGGAAGGGCUUCCUGAUGCGGCGGUAAUAAGAGGUUACGAAUUCGAGUCAGAAAGUUGCGACGAUCAAAAGUUAAGCAGCGAACUGGAGACUACGAAAGACUAUAAAAAAGUCAAAUGGGCACCAGUUUUGGAACAAUAA